AUGUCUGGCGUUGAGAGAAGCCCAGAGUUUUCUCUUGAGGAUGAGAAACGUCACGAACCAAUGCCAAAAGCAUCUCUCGAGGCUGGGAUGCCUGAUCAAGAGAAGGCUGUGGAUGAAUUUCCUGAAGGAGGAGCCCGGGCUUGGUUGGUUGUUCUCGGGGCGUCACUUGGGUUAUUUGCGACUUUCGGAUAUGCGAAUGCUUUUGGUGUCUUUCAACAAUAUUACGAAACGCAUCAACUCUCACAUGAGUCGCCUUCAUCGAUAUCUUGGAUCGGUUCCAUCUCCGUCUUCAUUCUUUUAGCAAGCGGUCUCUUCAGUGGCCCUCUUUUCGAUCAACAUGGCGAGAAAGUUAUAUAUCCGGCGAUCUUCACUUAUAUUUUGUCGGUGAUGAUGACUAGUAUCUCGAAGAAGCUUUGGCACUUUGUCCUGGCCCAAGGUAUACUUGGAGGGUUUUCAAUGGGCAUGAUUCUUGGUCCGGUGAUGGCUGCCGCUGGCCAGUACUUCCAAAAGAAGAGAGCCGCCGCGCUGGGUCUAUCCGUUGCCGGGUCCUCUGUCGGAGGGGUGGUAUUUCCCAUCGCUCUCAGCAAGAUGCUCGCGAAUCCGAAUCUUACUUUCGGCUGGACUGUGCGAAUAUUAGGCUUCAUCAUGGUUGCGUGUCUCGCGGUAACCUGUUUGACAGUCAAGGCGAGACUGCCACCGCGAAAGGGACAAUUCCUGAUACCCGCUGCCUUCAAAGAGCUUCCAUACGUAACGCUCAUCGGCGCCAUGUUCUUCGCUGUACUCGGUCUAUUUACGCCUUUCUUCUAUCUACCGUCAUACGCAGCCCAACACGGCAUGAGCAUUCAGCUCUCAGCAUAUCUGGCAGCCAUACUCAACGGUGCUUCAUUCUUCGGUCGAGCUGCUGGCGGUAUUCUAGCCGAUCGUCUCGGACGUUUCAACAUGUUGUUUGGGGUCACUACAAUCACAGCGAUUCUAAUGUUCUGCUGGCCUUCUGCACAAACCAACGCUCCCAUCAUCGCUUUCUCCGCGCUUUACGGAUUCUUCUCGGGAGCUAUCAUUUCUUUGAUGGCAGUUUGCUUCAUGUCUGCAGCCGAGGAUGCUAAAAAUAAUGGCACUUACUAUGGAAUGGGAAUGGCCAUCGACUCGAUCGCUGCAUUGAUUGGGCCACCAAUCACCGGUGCUCUUGUAACCAAAUACGGUGGAUUCUCUGAGGCUGCUUAUUUCAGUGGUGCUGCGGUACUCGUGGGUGCUGUGGGGGCGCUGGUGGCAAAGUUUGUCUCCGGCAAGGGCUUCUUUUCGAGGGUCUGA
Molecule: messenger RNA, 1308 nt
Organism: Glarea lozoyensis ATCC 20868
Lineage: Eukaryota; Fungi; Ascomycota; Leotiomycetes; Helotiales; Helotiaceae
Product: MFS general substrate transporter
Exons: 2
Coding region: 1-1308 (435 amino acids)
Biological process (GO): transmembrane transport
Cellular component (GO): fungal-type vacuole membrane
Molecular function (GO): transmembrane transporter activity
Source: RefSeq, a predicted model, not a curated record